Messenger RNA from Theobroma umbraticum, 1706 nucleotides. NCBI's taxonomy places the organism in Eukaryota, Viridiplantae, Streptophyta, Magnoliopsida, Malvales, Malvaceae. The record is from RefSeq and is a predicted model, not a curated record.
AUUUGCGUUUGCUCUCACCACCCGUUUUCGUCUUCAAAACAUAAACUAAAAAUCACCCCAAAAGCGAGAAACCAGCUUCACCUUCCCCGACCCUUAAACCUCUCCAAUGGCCAAGACGCUAAUAACAACUCGCCCUUACAUCAUCUUCUCAUCUACAAAAACCAAUCUUUUCCUCAAAUCCUUCCCACCCUUUACCCACUCCAGCAAGUCUUUUACCUCUCAAGCCACACUCUUGGCAACCAAAAACCACUCAAAUUCAGGCUUGUUUUGGUCUUCCGAAAUUAAUAAACCAAUAAACAAUGACGAUAAAAACAACAGGGUUGUUUCAAAACCAGGUUUUGGAAUUCUGGGUCACCGCAAAUUUUCCAUCAAAGCCACUCAUGUUAAUGAUCCUGGCUCCAUCGAUUCCCUUCUCAUGCAAUCUAUGGAGAAAAAGAUCAAGGAACAUUUAAAUGCAGAAUCAGUCAUUGUAAAAGAUGCAUCUGGAGAUGGCCGACAUGUUUGAUGUGUCAAUAUGAGUGAGGAUAUGGGGUAUGGUUGUAUGGAAUUGGACAUGGAUGUUGUGGGCUUGUCGCAGACUACCACAAAUUGUGCAACAUUGAGGGUUGAGGGGAAGUCAAGCUCACCAUUUUGCAGGUUCUUUUGGAUUCUAAGAAGUCACUGAAUUGGUGGACGUCUGCUUUAAACAAAUCUUUAUAGUAUCUUUCUUUGUUGCAAAAAAAAAACAUGUAAAUCAUUACAACUAUAAGACUAUUAAUAUAUUGGAAAAUAUUAUUGCUCUCAUUAGUUCUAUGGUGCAAGGAUGAGUCUGAGGCCAGUUAGUGAAAGACUGCAUGUUCAACUUGAGUACAGCAUUGGAUUGGAAAAUGUUAAAAGAUAGAAACUAAAAUAAGAACCAUAUCCAAAAUUAUUUUUUGCAAGAACAGUUAUCAUGGGCCUAAUAGAGCACAAUAGCUUUCCUUUGUUGCAAAUUUAUGCACUCUAAUAAUUACCAAUACAUAAUUCCCAGAAACUUCAUUUUUAUUACAUGUUCUAAACGUGCCUGAGUCCAUUUGAAAUUAUCGUCUUACUGUUCUUAGUGGGACAUGAUAUAAGUGCAUAGCUUAUGUUUGAAUACAUGUAAAAUUUAUAUUUUGUAAGGUAUCAUUUUAGCAGUUUACAGGGUAGUCACAAUAUGAAGUUGGGAGUUUGAUGAAUGGAUAAAGACUGAAAGGUGAAGCAUGAGUGCUGCCCCUAAAUAUUUUUGCAUUCUCAUAAGCUGGUAUUGGAUUUGAUCAUGGAGGUCUAAUGAACUUUUAGGCUGGAGACCAAGUGGGGUCUUUCCUUAAUAUGUUUGUACUAUAAAGAUUGAUUUGUUGGACUCCAUGUAUCUGAUUAUCUGGAAUGGCUUGUCUCUGAGAACUAUGAUGCAGCACAAAUAUGGCAAGAUAAUUAAUGCCGUCAAUACCUACUUAGCAGUAACAAAGUCUCAAUUACCUUAUAAAUUGUUGGGCUUUUUGGUACGAGGUUUAUUUCUGCUUAAGAAUUUGAAUGGCUCAGUUCACCAACUCUCAUCAGUUGCACAUGUGCUCACAUGACCUUUUCUUUAAGUUUCAAAAUAUGAUCAAUGAGACUUGCUUUUUGUGUGCAGAAAUUGCAUUUGUACAAAGUGCAAUUCAUCUUAUUUUGGUGCUUACAGUGUGCUUGGCUUCACACUUUGCACAAUU